This is a messenger RNA of Lactuca saligna, 744 nucleotides long. The record is from the annotation of a GenBank genome assembly. NCBI's taxonomy places the organism in Eukaryota, Viridiplantae, Streptophyta, Magnoliopsida, Asterales, Asteraceae.
AUGAGGAGGCGAGGGGUUUUGGUGAAAGCCCAACAGGAAGAGGCUGAGCUUUUGGCUCAGAAGUUGGCUGAAAGGCUUAGGGAAAGUGAACAGAGGAGAAAGUUUUAUUUGGAACAAAUUAGGGAGAGAGCUUCCAUGGAUUUUAGGGAUCAAACUUUGCCUUUGUUGAGACGGUUUUUGAAUAAAGAGGAGGGCGGCGAAGGGGCGGUGGUUGCUGGCGGGAAUGUGGCGGUGCAGCAGUUGUUGAAGAGGAGGAUUAAGAAGCUUAGGCAGAGGUUAAUGGCUUUGAAGUAUGAGUUGUCGGAGGUGUUUAUUGGUGGUGAAAGUAGGGUGGCGGUUGGAACUGCACGGGCGAAAAUUGGGUGGUGGCUUCAAGAGCUUCAAAGACAUCGGCAGGCGAGGAAAGAAGGGGCGGCGAGUAUUGGCCUUGUAACUACUGAUAUAAUUAAGUUUUUGGAGGGAAAGGAGCCUGAGCUGCAUGCUUCUCGCCACUUGUUGAUUUUAUUGCUUCAGCUCUACCAGCAUCAAACACAUCCAAACCGGAAGCCAGCCAACUACUUUCUUGCAGAAAACCUUCUACCACCAAUGAUACCCAUGUUAGCAGCUGCCCUUGAAAACUUCAUCAAAAUCACAGCAUCAUCGUCUUCAAACACCGCGGCUAGUAAAAUCCUAAUCGAAAAUUCUGAUGCAAUAACGGAAGUUUUGGACUGUGGCGGUGGUAAUCGGUCAUUCCGGUUCCGAUGA